AUGCCCCCCCGGCGGGCACCUGGCGGCAGCCAGCCAGCAACUCAGGCUCAGCACGGCAACGACGGGGCAGGGCCAAGUGGUUCGGCUUCGACCUUUCCAGACUACGUAACUUUCACAGUUGGUCAAGCUAUCAUUUCAGGGGGCUGCUUGGAGGAGGUCGAAGUCAAGGCUAUGGUCCGCCGUUUGGCGCAGCGUAACUCGGACGACGCCUACAUGCCGGUACUAUCGAAGCUUCAGCGGGAUACAGAAUUCCUGGGCUUGUCCAUAGAGCGCAUCAAGUUUCCCUGGAACAAUACGUGGUACGUCUGUCUUGUGGGCAAGGAGAAGGACGAUGCUUCCAAGCAGCUGGGCUCCAAGUACACGGCAGACCAAGUGCAGUAUUAUCGCUCCGUGGUGGAGGCACUGUGUGAGGCGGAGCCUGCGGAGAACCGCCUGCUGGCCAGCGUCAGCCAGAUUAGGCUGAAGAAUGUGGAUGUGCAGCGGCAGAGCGGAGCCACGCAGGGGGCCUCUCAGUCGGCGGCCAAGGCGCGCAAGCUCAGUCAACUGGACAAGGAGAGCGUCCUCAAGGCCUUUGCGCACGAUGGCUGGCUGUAUGAGCCGGAACGCGGCUAUUACACACUCGGGCCACGGGCGCUUGGCGAACUAAAGGACUGGCUGUUGUCGUUGUUACCGCACGAGGUUGUGGAGAAGCUGCAGGCGGACUACAUGUGA
Molecule: messenger RNA, 711 nt
Organism: Volvox carteri f. nagariensis
Lineage: Eukaryota; Viridiplantae; Chlorophyta; Chlorophyceae; Chlamydomonadales; Volvocaceae
Exons: 7
Coding region: 1-711 (236 amino acids)
Biological process (GO): double-strand break repair via homologous recombination; DNA damage tolerance
Cellular component (GO): Smc5-Smc6 complex; nucleus
Molecular function (GO): ubiquitin-protein transferase activity
Source: RefSeq, a predicted model, not a curated record